AGAAUUUGUCUAUAAGUUGGCAGCCCCCUUAUGUUUGCUCUAACAAAAUGACUCACUUGGCCUUUUAAAAACAAAAUACAAGUUUAAAUAAUAAAGCAAUAAACAAGAUUCUCACCCCAGAAAAUUGCAAUGGGUUUGUUCGGCAAAACUCCAAGUAAAGACCCCAAAGAACAGGUGCAAGAAUGGACGCACAAAAUACGGAAGGAGGGAAACCAGCUGGAUCGGCAGAUACGGAGCAUUCAGCGCGAAGAGGAGAAAGUGAAACGCUCUCUAAAGCAGGCUGCCCAGAAGAACGACCGUGACACCUGCGUCAUUCUGGCCAAGGAAAUCGUCAACUCUCGGAAGGCCGUUAACCGCAUAUACACGUCGAAAGCGCAUCUAAAUUCCAUACAAAUGCAGAUGAAGAAUCAGUUAGCUACUCUGCGAGUCGCAGGAUCUUUGCAGAAGUCGACGGAAGUGAUGCAAGCAAUGCAAAACCUGGUUCGCUAUCCAGAGCUGGCUGGCAUCAUGCGCGACAUGUCGAAGGAAAUGAUGAAGGCGGGGAUCAUCGAAGAGAUGCUGGACGAAACCAUGGAUUCGCUGGAGGAGUCCGAGGAGCUUGAGGAAGAGGCGGCCAAGGAGGUCGACAAGGUUCUGUGGGAGAUAACCGAUGGCAAACUGGGUGAAGCUCCCUUGCCUCCAGAAGCUACGCCCGCGGACAAAGCUGCUGCUGCGCCGUCCCGCGUUGCAGUGCAAGAAGAAGAAGACGACGACGAUGAAGGCGAAGAGCUGCAGGAGAUGCAAAAGCGGCUGGCCUCGUUGCGCUCGUAGAGUUAAGUGGUUGCAUUUAGCUUAAAGUAGUGAUUCGUAACCCACAACCUGGCAGGUCCCUUUGAAAUUGUAACUCCGAUAAGCACGCGAACCUUGAACUCUGUUUAAACCAAAAUAAUCUUUGAAUAACAAUCCGUUUUUAUCUUUUAA
Molecule: messenger RNA, 960 nt
Organism: Drosophila ananassae
Lineage: Eukaryota; Metazoa; Arthropoda; Insecta; Diptera; Drosophilidae
Gene: Vps24
Product: charged multivesicular body protein 3
Exons: 3
Coding region: 130-810 (226 amino acids)
Biological process (GO): endosome transport via multivesicular body sorting pathway; protein transport; late endosome to vacuole transport
Cellular component (GO): multivesicular body; ESCRT III complex
Source: RefSeq, a predicted model, not a curated record